AUGCAAAGACGAACCACAAUAUGGUUCCUUCUUCUGUUUCAGCCAAUUCUAGUAUUCACCCAGAAUCAGACGGACGCGUACGAAUGCAAGAUUGGAUCCGUUAACCCGUUGGCGUCGCCCAGGUACUUUUUUUAUUUUCGCUUUUUUCUCGAUGUUUUUAUUGUAAUGUUCUAGUUUGAAUGUCUGCUUCAAGUUGUAUGACACUCCGAAAAGCUAUCAAGCCGCCAGAAGACAUUGUGUCAGUUUAGGAGGGCAAUUGGCCGAAAAGAUAAAUAAGGAUGACUCGUCCCUCUACUCAGGUACCGCUUCUCCCAUUCUCUCAUUAUCCUCCCUCAUCUCUUUCUAGCCAACGCUGACCUGGAAGUCACGAAUGCCACUCAGUUCUGGGUGGGCGCAUCCAAUCUCAAAUGUAAUAUCGGUUGGGAGAACGGAGGAGAGAUUGAGUUCAACGAGCUGUGGGCUCCCGAAUCCCGCUAUUACGGCGUUGCAAUUGAUAAAAUGUCGCUCGGAGGUCUCUGGCAUACUGUACCCGUCGGACGUCUUCUUCCUUUUGUCUGUACAUUUCAGGGUAAACCGAAGAAUGGUGAGUGAAAGGACGGAAGGGAAAGAAAGAACAGUGUUUCUGCUUCAGCUCCAGCUCCAGUGCAUGCCAUGAGAGCUCCGGCUAAGAAGAGACCGGCAAAAACAGAAACACCAGAAGGUUAGGAAGAUUAUAAGUUUAGAGGUAACAUAAGGGUACAUUCAGACGAUGAUAUCGAUGAAGACUUGAACGCCGCUCUUUCUGACGAGAGAACAACGACAGAGAAGCCAGUUACAGAAAAGAAGACGGAAGAAACGAAGGCAGUGGAAGAGGCCAAGAAUGCGACUGUUGCGGGCGAAAAGAAAACUGCCGAGGCAGCUGCGUUGUCCGCAAAAAGCCAAAGUGAAUCGAACGACGAGGACAGCAUGGCUGAAUCUGAAUCCGCCAGUAUUUCCGAUCAGCAGGCGAUGAACGCCAGCGCCGCGUCCGCGAGUGCGAGCGCAAGCGAGUCCUCCGACGAAAUCUACGAUGCUUCCGAAACUGCGAUUCGCAAGGAAAUGGGUUAUGCGGCCGCGAUCUCAAUGUCGCAGGACAUGGCUGCCCAGUCGGAAAGCUUCGACCAGUACACCGAGGCGGACCUGCUCUCUGCUGCAGCCUCACUGAUGGGCGGAUACACUGUGAAUGCGAACUGGGCGGACUCGAGCACCCGCACCAGCUCGACGUUCGACUCUCAAACGGACGAAAUGUCAAUGAGCCAGUCGAUGUCAGUGGCCGAGCAAAGAGCCCUCGCAAUGGAAAUGAGCGCGGAGAGCAAGAGUGAAAGCUCGGAUUCUAGUUCGGAUUCCGUGCACGAGGAGGCGUCGAUGUCUGCGGAAAUGGCGAAGGCGAUGUCGGCAAGCGAGAUGAGCAAGAAGGAGUCGGCGAGCAGUUCGAACGACAAAAGCGCGGACAGCGCGUCGAUGAGUGUGGAACAGAAGGCAGUGGCGGCGGCAGAGAAAGAGGAGAAGCAGGAAGAGAAGAGUGAGGAUGACGAGAUGGCGGAUUUGGUGUCGGCGGCGGCAGUUCUGGCCGGAGGAAAGAAGACGGAUGCCCCAAAGGGAGUGAUAGCGACGUCGGUCAGACCGACGACGGAAGGACCACAGGAGGACAUUGACGAUUCUCUGAAUGCGGCCCUCUCGGAUCAGAGAAGCACCUCAAUCACCACCACAAAGAAACCCGAUCUGACCAAUGUGAUCACGACGGCAAUGGCCGCAGGAGGGCCUCUGGUAGGGGCGGCCCGGCCAGACAGGAAAAAGAAUCCGGGCUGUCCGGCAGAAUGGACGCAGUUCAACACGAACGUGACCGCUCCGCCACUGUGCUUCCGAAGAUUCGACAAACCGAUGAACUUUGAGGAUGCCCGUGUUUACUGUUUGGGAAAGGGCGGACACUUGGCAUCGAUUCACAACGAACGACAACUUCUCCUUCUAUCUGGUAUUCAGAAUCAAAACGCACCGAGUCUACAUGAUACUUGCAGCCCUACUUCACAACAACGCGCCUGAUGGAAUAAGCAACCAGACGUGGAUUGGGUUGAAUCGUAUUCAUCAGAAGUAUUAUGUGUACGAAGACGAGACGGCGAUGGAUUUCACGAGAUGGCUCCCGGGAGCACCGAACAUCAACGACUGCACUGUGGUGAGGAAGGGAAAUAAGGGAAGAGAUCGAAAUGGGAUUUUAGUUCACUGGAAACGAACUGCCAAACUAUCCACACAAAGGAACACAGUACAAGUUCGGAGACUUCCCUUGCGAAGAGGCGCAGAAAUCGGUGCUCUGUGAAGUGACCCUUGGAAACGGUAGGUUUGGAAAGGGAAGGACUGAGAGAGCGAGAACGGGUUACAGACAAGGAUUCUAGUCAACCGACUUGCCAGGAAGGAUGGAGCUACUAUUCACACGACGGAAAUGCGCAGAACGGAAAGUGCUACAAGGUUCGCAUCUCAGCAGAUGAAUACAAAUUCACAAUUGCGUUCAGCACAUUGAGCAAGCGAAGAAAUUCACAGAAGGCCGUCAAGUGUGUCGUCAGGAGAACGCCUAUGUGGCAUCUGUGCAGAACGACGGAGAAGCGAGAUUCGUGUCUGCUCUCGUUCAGACAGCGAAGAACUUCACAAUGAACGAGCAGACAUGGAUCGGAUAUGUAAAGUACGACAAGGAUUUCGGUUGGGAGGACGGAAACAAGGGAAUUCAGUUCGACCCGUGGACGGAGAAGCUUCCGAGGGACAAGAAGUGUACUGUGGUUUGUUCCGUCCCGCCCGUGUCUUCUCAAUCGUUUCGUUCAGUUCACAGGCAACGAGAUCCACGACGACUGCCGCAGCAAGUUCAAAUUCGUUAGCGUAGACUGCAAUACGAAUCAGCGCGCCGUUCUGUGCUCGAAGCCGCCCAUGAAAGAUGGUAAUGAAUUGGAAAACUGAAAUAGAUCGAAGUGAUUUCGUUGCAGGAGCUCAAUUUGUCUACAAGGACACUGAAAACACGUUGAAACCGAUUUGA
Caenorhabditis sp. 36 PRJEB53466 is the source of this 3034-nucleotide messenger RNA. The record is from the annotation of a GenBank genome assembly. NCBI's taxonomy places the organism in Eukaryota, Metazoa, Nematoda, Chromadorea, Rhabditida, Rhabditidae.